Messenger RNA from Danio rerio (zebrafish), 1889 nucleotides. Its product is annotated as zgc:171599. The record is from RefSeq and is marked validated. Gene Ontology annotation, cellular component: nucleus. NCBI's taxonomy places the organism in Eukaryota, Metazoa, Chordata, Actinopteri, Cypriniformes, Danionidae.
GUUUAACGUGUAGUUUUCCCUCAUAGAAGACUUUCGACAUCGCGCGUCAAGCUUGAGUCAAGUUACUUUUGGUUUGUUAUCGACUGAGAUCGGUCAUUACAGCCAGAUGGGAGACUAACGAGACUGAAAGUCGUAGCACGAACAUUAAAUCAUUCCAUAUAAAAAAAAAAUCUGGUUUCAAGACGAUUGUUGCUUCUUCUGACAGAGUUGGACAAGUUCCAGUGUCAUCUGCCCUGGUCGUCGGCUCUUCGCGCAUCACUGGGACCAAACAACAAUCUCUUCCAUCUAUUAAGCUCCUCCUCCUGUAGUGAAGCUCCUCCUUCCUUUUAGUUCAGCUAUAAAUUCUGGAAUAUUCCCAUCUGAUUGAAGUGAAAUUGCAGAGUUUAUUGAAGGACAGAAAGAGCAUGAGUGAUCCAGAACUGUGCAGAGUUAAACAGGAAGAGACCGAUGACAGAGAGAACAUGAGUGACUCAGAACCCUGCAGAAUUGAUCGGGAAGGCACCAAGGACAGAGAGAACAUGAAUGAUCCAGAACCCUGCAGAAUUAAUGAGGAAGAGACCGAAGAACAAACAGAUGUUAAAGAGAGUGAGGAGAGCGAAGAUGAUGAACGAAGUGAUUUAAAGAAAAGAAGACGGAAGAAAUGUUUGACCUGCAGUCAGUGUGGGAAGAGUUUUGAUUGCAAAAGCUAUUUUAGGAUUCACAUGAUGAUCCACAAUGGAGAGAAACCGUUCACGUGUACUCAGUGUGGGAAGAAAUUCAGACAAUCGUCACACCUUAAUCGACACAUGAUGAUCCACACUGGAGAAAAGCCGUUCGCAUGCACUCAGUGUGGGAAGAGAUUCAGAUAUACAUUAAACCUUAAUCUACACAUGAUGAUCCACACUGGAGAAAAACCACACAAAUGUGAUCAAUGCGGCAAAUCAUUUUUGUCGGCUGCGCAGCUGAAGGACCAUCUUAGAGUUCACACAAAGGAGAAACCUUAUUCAUGUUCUGUGUGUGAAAAGAGUUUUUCGCUGCAGUCAACUUUGAUAAAACAUCAGAAGAUCCACACUGGUGUGAGAGAGUUUGUGUGCUCUGAAUGCGAGAAGACGUUUGUUACAGCUGGACAACUGAAACAGCACCAGGUGAUUCACACUGGAGAGAAACCGUACACGUGUUCACACUGCGACAAGAGAUUCACUCAAGUACAAAACCUGAAAAGACAUGAGGUAAUUCACAGUGGAGAGAAACCGUACAAGUGUUCACACUGCGACAAGAGCUUCACUCAGUUACCAAACCUAAAAUGUCAUGAGAGGAUUCACACUGGAGAGAAACCCUACCGAUGUCAGCAGUGUCUGAAGCGUUUCACACAGCUGUCACAACUUCAGAAACACACAAACAUGCACAGAAAAGCAGGACACUUGCCUUAAAUGGAGCACAAAAAACAGGGGUUAAGAGACUGAAUGUGGAAAGUCUAUCCAUUUACUUAGAGCAGUGGUUCUCAAACUUUUUUCAUCAAGUACCACCUCAGAAAAAAAAAUUCUCCCCAAGUACCACCAAAAUGAGCAGUAUUGAAAUACAGUAGCAUGGUAGGCCCAGUAAAGCAGCUACAACUCUGCACAGUUAAAAAAAAACGUGGCAGAUUACUUCAAAAAUAUAGGCUAUAAGUCAUACUGUAUAUGGCAUAUUAUAUACAUCAUUUUUGAUAAAUUUUGAAAUAUAUGUAGCAUGUACAUGACAUUUCAUACACGUACCACAGUUUGAGAACCACUGACCUAGAGUAUUUACUUCUUCAACAAUUUUUCUUUAAAUUAAUGUACAUCUCUUUCCAUGAAUGCUUCAUUUACCUAAUCUGUCAGUAUACAAACUUUUUUAUUCCAGCAGAUCUGCAUAUUAAAAAAUUAAUCGAA